Leptidea sinapis is the source of this 842-nucleotide messenger RNA. RefSeq lists its product as uncharacterized. Bases 52 to 831 code for a protein of 259 amino acids. The transcript is spliced from 7 exons. The record is from RefSeq and is a predicted model, not a curated record. Lineage: Eukaryota; Metazoa; Arthropoda; Insecta; Lepidoptera; Pieridae.
GGUGUCACUAGUUUGAGUAAAGAGGAAUCGUACGCAGCAACAAUUCAUGAGAUGUUUCUCAGUCUAGAUUUGUACAGAAGACCACUGUUGAUAGCAGAUAAUGAAGAUUUUGUGGCAAAUGUUAAUAGAAAGGAAAUGCGACGCUUAGAAGCAUUUUGGUUAAGAAACCGACAGCAAGAAUUACAAAGAGAGGCUAACAUGCUGCAGUCAUAUAUGUAUAGAUUGAGAUCUCUGAAUCAGCAGUUUGAACAGCUUUUAGAUUCGAUAUGGUCACAGAAACAAAGGCCAGAGGAAUAUCUAGAAAGAAGUGUUGCCAGUACUCUGUCAUUACGAGAUGCGCUGGCGUUGGUGAGCAUUCGCUUACGAGCGGCAGCGAAUUACGCCCAAAGUAGUCUUCGGUCGAUCGAUGAAGCUUUGCCGGCAUGGAAACUUGCAUCUAUAGGAACAAGUGGGAUAGAGCGAACAAGAGCGUGUGCUGACGCGAGCAGAUUAUUGUUACGAGCGCGAUGCUUUGAGCGAGGUGCGAGGCGUGUUUUGGGUGUGCAGUCUGCCCCCAGAGCGGCCAGGACCCUCAGACUGACUCUGGACUACAUCUUCACGGACGCCUUACAUGACCGCAAAUAUCAAAGAGCUACCGAGACUUUUAUUCAGUUCAAAGAAGCGAUGGUUGAAUUAGUUAAUUCAAUUAAUCAAGUCUUUCUAAGUAACAUCGACAAUUUAACCGUUGUUGAAAAGGAUCUUGCUGAAGGUCAACGAAGACUAAGGGAGGCUAGAGUUAACGAUAUUUUGAAUAAAGGUUUAGUAAAACUACAAUAUAAUGGGCCUUUAUAAUGAAAUAAGAA